AUGUUUGCCUUAGAAGUCGAUGAGGAAGACGAUGAUGAUGAUGAUGAUUUAAGUAACUUAAAAAUUUUGUGGCCACUCGUGCAUAGAAGGUGUGAAAAAAAAACUUGGCCACAGGCAGAUGCCAAUGGCAGUGGAAAUAUGGAAGACACAUUAUCACCACAACAUUGGAUUGCUUUGAAAUAUUCUUCUCAGAACUUCCAGCAUUCUGAAGCCAAGCUUUCACCAGAAUUUGCAUCAAAGUCAUCUGAAGCCUUGAGCGAUUUGUAUAACAACAAUGUUGUUGACGAUAAUCAAAUAAGCAGUUACCAAAAUGUUGAUUUGAAUAAUAUGAACAAUAGCAAUGGCAACAGGAUUAGACAAAAAAACAAUCUUAAUAUUGCGAACAGAAACUAUUAUCAAGGAAAUCAAAAGCAAACAGAUGGAGUUAAAGCAUUGAAUGUCGGUGUGGACAAUGCUGGUAAUAUUUAUAUUGCUGACAAUGGAAAAGUGAAAUAUGUUCAGAUUGUCAGUAGUAGAUCAACGAACGGAAAUAGAAAAAUCACCACAGCAACAAACCUUGCUCCCACACCACUAAUCAAUAAUAAUGUUAAAUUUUAUUCCAAUGCCUUUGUCAAUCCAUUCGAACCUUUAGUGGCUUUUCUGGGCAGUGAUCAAUUGCAAUUGGAAAACUAUAAUUUUCUCUUUAAUGCCGAACGACAUACAAUCUUUCAAUUGCACACCAUUGCCAACAAAAAACUAUCCUCUAAUCCAGCACAGGCUGCUGGUUCGAAUGGCAUUGCUGCUGCAGGUGAAAAUGUUUUAAAUGUUGUAAGUGGCUUUGCUUUCGGUGUGAAUUCAGCCAUUUCUACUGGUAGUCCAACAAUAAAAGUGGAGGAAGUGCAACUGUACAAUGCAGAUUCAUUGAGGCAAUCCAACUUUAGUCCUUUUAAUCCAACAAGAAUUCUCAUACACGGUUGGUUAGGUGGUUCACAUGCGAACGUCUUUAGCACAUUGGUGCCAGCCUACUUAAAAGCGGGUAAUUAUAACGUUUUUACCGUGGAUUGGGGACGUGGUGCUAUAGCAGACUACCUAACAGCAAGCUAUCGCGUUAAACCGGUGGGCAAGAUACUAGCAAAAUUCAUAGACUUUUUACAUAUGGAAGCUGGCAUACGCUAUCAAGAUAUACAUGUGACGGAUUUUAGUAUGGGUGCACAUAUUGCAGGCAUAGCAGGCAAAUUUGUACAAUAUGGACAUUUGCCAGUAAUAUACGCACUUGAUCCUGCACUGCCAUUCUUUAGCUAUGACAAAAUUGAUGAACGAGUAGCAAUCACCGAUGCGGACUAUGUCGAAGUUAUACACACAAGUGAUGGUACCUAUGGUUACGAUCGCCCACUGGGCCAUGUUGACUUUUACAUUAACUAUGGUAGCAAUCAGCCAGGAUGUUUUUUGAAUGAAUGCAGUCACUUUAGGGCAUAUCAAGUGUUUGCCGAAUCGUUACUAUGGAAAACGGCAUUUCGUGGACAAGGCUGCGACGUACAAUUGUGGUAUGAUUUAAUCAAAAAUCGACGAUGCUUAAUGGGUACAGGUAGAAACUUGACAAUGGGUGGUGAUCCGGCUGAUGCAAGUAUAUUGAAAGGUCAUGGUGGCGUUUAUUAUGUAUUAAUUAAUGCAAGUCCACCGUUUGGCAGAGGCUAA
Teleopsis dalmanni is the source of this 1674-nucleotide messenger RNA. RefSeq lists its product as uncharacterized. The coding region runs from base 1 to 1674 and encodes 557 amino acids. Lineage: Eukaryota; Metazoa; Arthropoda; Insecta; Diptera; Diopsidae. The transcript is spliced from 4 exons. The record is from RefSeq and is a predicted model, not a curated record. Gene Ontology annotation, biological process: lipid metabolic process. Gene Ontology annotation, molecular function: lipase activity.